Laetiporus sulphureus 93-53 is the source of this 6839-nucleotide messenger RNA. Its product is annotated as DUF1744-domain-containing protein. Gene Ontology annotation, biological process: base-excision repair, gap-filling; DNA replication; nucleotide-excision repair, DNA gap filling. Gene Ontology annotation, molecular function: DNA-directed DNA polymerase activity; DNA binding; nucleotide binding. The record is from RefSeq and is a predicted model, not a curated record. Lineage: Eukaryota; Fungi; Basidiomycota; Agaricomycetes; Polyporales; Laetiporaceae. The coding region runs from base 18 to 6689 and encodes 2223 amino acids. The transcript is spliced from 9 exons. Gene Ontology annotation, cellular component: epsilon DNA polymerase complex; nucleus.
AGCUUUCAUGCUGUUCGAUGGCUCGUGGAUCAUUUAGUGGAUCAUCUCGCCGUGGGCGAGGAUCUUCAAGAUCUGGGUACCGAGGUGCGCGCGGUUUCCGCGGCGGGCGAGGACGCGGACGCGGACGCGGAGGAGCCCCCUCCGAACCCCAACCACAGAGAGAAGAUGACGGCACGCAGCUCGCAGAGAGGUUCGAACAGGUCAGCCUGAACGACGAGGUGGACGAAAAGCUUGGUUUUUCGCGCGUGCAGGAGGGGUCGACGAGGGAAGGAUGGCUGAUCAACAUGCACCCGACGUUGAUGAAAGAUCCUGAAUGGCCAUCUGGUAAAGCAGCGGUGGACUUCUACUUCAUUCAAGACGAUGGAGGCAUGUUCAAGUGUACUCUGCAGUACGAGCCGUACUUCUACAUCGCAUGCAAGAGUGGAAUGGAAACGACCAUCGAAGAAUGGCUCAUGAAGAAGUACGAGGCGUUCAUCUGCCGGAUUACGCGGGAGAAGAAGGAAAACCUCAAGUUGCCAAACCACCUAAUGGGCCACAGACGGCUCUACCUCCAGCUCCACUUCAGAAACGUCUCUGACCUCCUUGCAGUCCGUCGGGACCUCAUGCCACUCGCCCUUGCGAACAGCGCCAAGCUCGACGCCGUAGACGCAUACGCGGAGGUGGUGAACUCGACAGCCAGUAUGUCGAUCGAGAUUGAGGGGGAAUGGAGUACGGAGAUCGAUGCAGGCUCGAGUUCCCGCAGGCCCGGCGCACGCGACAAGGACCCUCGAGAAGGCAUCAUCGAUAUUCGCGAGUUCGACGUCCCGUACUACCUGCGCGUUGCGAUAGACAACGAGAUCCGUGUCGGAUUGUGGUAUGCCGUGACGUUCACGGGCGGGCAGCCACAGUUCAAGCAACUCGUCGAGCGUGUGAAGCGAGCCGACCCGGUAGUCAUGGCUUACGAUAUCGAAACAACGAAGGCCCCGCUCAAGUUUCCCGACCAGGCGAUCGACCAGGUCAUGAUGAUUUCGUAUAUGAUUGAUGGCCAAGGUUACCUCAUCACAAACCGAGAGAUUGUUAGUGAGGACAUCGAGAACUUUGAGUAUACACCAAAGGAGGGAUAUGAAGGCCCCUUCACGGUUUUCAACGAACCCGACGAAGCCGCAGCCAUCCAACGUUUCUUCUCUCAUGUCCAAGACGUGAAACCCACCGUCAUGGCCACAUUCAACGGGGACUUCUUCGAUUUCCCGUUCCUGUGCGCGCGUGCCAAGGUGCACGGGAUUGACAUGUUCUUGGAAACUGGGUUUUCCAAGGACGCGGAGGACGAGUUCAAGAGUCGCACAUGCGUGCACAUGGACUGCUUCCGCUGGGUGAAGCGCGACUCGUACCUCCCCCAAGGCAGUCAGGGCUUGAAGGCGGUGACGACUGCCAAAUUAGGCUAUAAUCCUAUAGAGCUGGAUCCUGAGCUGAUGACACCAUACGCUAUGGAGCAGCCUCAGACUCUGGCACAAUAUUCCGUCUCCGAUGCCGUAGCGACCUACUAUCUGUACAUGAAAUAUUUGCAUCCAUUUAUUUUCUCGCUGUGCAACAUCAUUCCAUUGUGCCCAGACGAGGUUCUGCGGAAGGGCACCGGUACUUUGUGCGAAACAUUACUUAUGGUGGAAGCAUACCGUGGCCAGAUUAUCAUGCCGAACCGACACGAAGACGAACACGGGAACAUGUAUGAAGGUCAUCUGCUUGCUUCAGAAACCUACGUUGGCGGACAUGUGGAGGCCCUGGAAGCCGGGGUAUUCAGGAGCGAUAUUCCCACUUACUUCAAGAUAGAGCCUGCGGCAGUACAGAAGCUCAUCGAUGAACUCGAUGCUGCGUUGAAGUUCUGUAUAAUGGAGGAGUCGAAGGCGUCUCUCGAGGAUAUCACGAACUAUGACGAAGUCAAGGCCGACAUACAAGCUGCGCUGGAGAAGAUGCGCGACAACCCGCAGCGAAUGGACAAGCCGCUCAUCUACCAUCUAGACGUCGCGGCCAUGUACCCGAACAUCAUGUUGUCAAACCGGCUGCAGCCGGACUCGAUGGUUGAAGAAGCUGUUUGUGCCGUGUGCGACUACAAUCGGCCAGGCAAGACCUGCGAUCGCCGCAUGACAUGGGCAUGGAGAGGGGAGUUCUUCCCCGCCAGGCGUGACGAGUUCAAUAUGAUCAAGCACGCCCUCAACCAGGAGACAUUUCCUCCGAAACGACCCGGCAACCCCCCGCGCAAGUUUAUCGACCUCACCGAUGCCGAGCAGACAGCCCUACUACAUAAACGCCUCGGAGACUACUCGCGGAAAGUAUACAAGAAGAUCAAGGACACAAAGGUCGAGAACCGUGAGGCUAUCAUUUGUCAAAGAGAGAACCCCUUCUAUAUCGACACCGUGCGCCGCUUCCGUGACCGUCGAUAUGAGUACAAAGGGUUGCAUAAGACGUGGAAGAAGAACCUGGAAAAGACCCUGGCGGGACAAUGUUCCAUCGCAGAGGUCGACGAGGCGAAGAAGAUGGUCGUCAUCUAUGACUCCCUGCAGCUUGCGCACAAGUGCAUCCUGAACUCUUUUUAUGGUUACGUGAUGCGCAAAGGCGCUCGAUGGCACUCCAUGGAGAUGGCCGGUAUCACCUGCUUGACUGGGGCCACCAUCAUCCAGAUGGCCAGGCGCCUAGUGGAACAGAUUGGACGUCCAUUGGAACUCGAUACUGAUGGUAUCUGGUGUAUGCUUCCAGGCGUCUUCCCCGAGAAUUUCAAGUUCAAACUUGCAAACGGGAAGACUCUCGGUAUUUCGUAUCCUUGCACGAUGUUGAACCAUCUGGUCCAUGCCCAGUUUACGAACCAUCAGUACCAUGACCUCAAUCCUGAAACCGGAGAAUAUAACAUUCACAGUGAAAAUUCUAUCUUCUUCGAGCUCGACGGUCCUUACAAGGCCAUGAUCCUGCCAUCGUCGAAGGAGGAGGACAAGUUGUUGAAGAAGCGCUAUGCUGUCUUCAACGACGACGGAUCAUUGGCCGAACUCAAGGGCUUUGAAGUCAAGCGGCGCGGUGAACUCCAGCUCGUCAAGACCUUCCAAUCGCAAAUCUUCGAGCGCUUCCUCCUUGGCACUACUACAGAGGAAUGCUAUGCUUCAGUUGCGCAGGUGGCAGAUCGAUGGCUCGACGUCUUGUUCAGCAGAGCCGAGGAUCUCGAGGAUGAAGAGCUGGUCGAACUUAUUGCCGAGAACAGGAGCAUGUCGAAGACGCUGGCUGAAUAUGCCGGACAGAAGUCAACGUCUAUCAGUACGGCAAGACGAUUAGCUGAGUUUUUGGGUGACCAAAUGGUCAAAGACAAAGGUCUCGCGUGCAAAUUCAUCAUCUCCGCCCGUCCCAUGGGAGCUCCGGUUACUGAGCGGGCAGUCCCCGUAGCGAUCUUCUCUGCAGAAGAGAGCGUCAAGCGCACGUAUCUCCGUAAGUGGCUAAAGGACAACAGCUUGACGACCUUCGACCUUCGAUCGAUCCUCGACUGGGAGUACUAUAUCGAGCGUUUGGGGUCCGUCAUUCAGAAACUGAUCACCAUCCCAGCCGCUAUGCAGAAAGUGGCAAAUCCUGUUCCUCGCAUCAAGCACCCGGACUGGUUGCAUCGCCGAGUCGUUGCGCUAGAUGACAAGUUCCGCCAGCGCAAGGUUACCGAUUUUUUCAAUGGGGAAGCUUCAGGCAGUCAGGGAACGCAGGAUAUUGAGGAUGUCGGUGUUCAAGCGAAACGUGGUGAUGGUCUACGGAUCGCAGUCGUCAACCGCAAGUUCACCCGUAGAGAAGGGACUCCAGAAGCCAUAGAAGAAAUGACUCUGCCCAAUCCGCAUGUCAGCUAUUCUGCAUGGGUGAGAGCGAUGCGACCGCGUUGGCGACAUCGUCGAGCUGGAGAACAGGUGGUUGUCCCUGAAAUGUUCAGAGGUAUACAACCGAAGACCAGGACAAGCAAUCGCUGGGAUAUUGUCCAGAUCCGCCCCACCAAGAUACACGGCCAUUUCAAUAUGUGGUUGUCCGUCGGUGGCGAUCUCGUUUGCAUACCUCUUCGCAUCCCUCGCGAAUUCUAUUUGCACCUACGGACGCCGGCAGGGCUCGAUCAAUUCCAUGAAAGUUUAUAUUCGUGCGAGAAGGUCGUCCGCGGUCUGCCUCGGGACAUGCCAUGCGUCAAUCUCUACAAGAUCACAGUCCGCGAGGAGAUCUACGUCGAUGGGCAAGAGCACUUCAUAGACCUUACGAACGACCCAAUUGUUGACGGUGUAUACGAGCUUCAGCUUCCGCUUGUCAUGCGGGCCUUGCUCAGGUUGGGCAAAACGUGCGCUACUAGCAUCAGUGGAAUGACAUUGAACAGGGCCGAAAGCAUUGGCUUCGAUCUGGAGCAGCUCGGUCGUGCUGGCGUUUCAAAGCGCAAAUACCUCGACGAGAGCAGGGUAGGGAAGUACAUUUUCUUGUACCAUGCGUGUUCCAACACAGCGCCGGUCCAUGUCUUCGCCCUCUUCGUGCCAGACAGUCCUGCCAGAUUGCAUAUCGUCGAUCCCGCCACUCGCCGACAGCCUAUUCCGCAUCUGUCAGAGGUCUAUGCUGAUCUGCUGAAUAAACGGCAGCAAGCUCUCGGCUCGAACAUAUCACAUACCUAUCCUUCUUCAUGCGAAUUCACGAGCACAUAUCACGGCAAUGAUGUAACUGCACUAAAGGCGAUCUCUCGUGAGCUCGGUCUCCUAGAGACGCGGUCGUACGCGGUGGUCAUCUCCUCUAGCAAGGAGCAGACUUACUUCGAUGCAUAUAUUCCACGGCUCUCGAAGUUUCCAGUGCUGUCAAUGCCGAAAGCCAGAACACCGCAUACUCUGGAUGUGUUUCCGUGGCAGACAAGCGUCGCACAGAAGAUGAUUGGUCGAUACCUCUCAAUGGGCACAUGGCUCGAUAGGUCGAUAGCAUUAGCAAACUAUUAUGACGUGCCUGUGGGUCACAUCGACGGCGAUCAGCCGCUACUACUCUCCGAUAUCGACUUCGCUCGAAGACUGACUGAGCACGAUAUCGUGCUGUGGUGGUCGCCUGGAAAUCGGCCGGAUUUGGGAGGCAUUGAAGAUGAUUGGCGACCUACCGAGGAGCUACCUAAGACUGAGUUCAUGUCGCCGGGCUGUUAUUCGAACGUCUGCCUAGAAGUCACAGUGCGGAAUUUGGCUGUGAAUGCAGUGCUGCAUUCCGUCAUUGUUAAUGAACUAGAAGGAAGCGGAGGCGCGACGGCUUUCGACUCGUCGCAUACCCUGGACGAGUAUGCUGGUGCAGAGAACCAACGAGAUUUGACUCUGGGUGACUCAAAUGUUUCUCCGCAGACUUUCUCCGUUCUGAAGAACAUGGUCAAGACAUGGCUGCUUGACAAGAUCCAAGGCAACUUUGAGAGUCCGGCAACGGUGGCAAUAGACCAUUUCUGGCGGUGGAUCAGCUCCAACGUUUCCUGCAUGUACGACCCCAGCAUCCAUCGGUUCAUUCACGGGCUGAUGCGCAAGACAUUCAUCCAAAUGCUGGCGGAGUUCAAACGCUUGGGUUCGCAUGUUGUUUAUGCUGACCUGAGUCGCGUCCUUCUCGUCACUUCCAAGCCUCCAGGGACAGCUCAUGCAUAUGCCACCUACAUCACUACUGCCGUUAACUCCCAUGAACUCUUCCAGCAUGUUUAUCUGCACACAGAGCGCUUCUACGAUUUCCUCCUCUUCAUGGAUCAGGCCAACAUGGCCGGCGUAGUCUGCGAAGACCCGCUCGCUGUUGAGCAGCCACAGGAACUUUCAAUUGAGUUGCGGUGGAACAUUGAAACGUUCCUGCCGCCCGCAAUUCAGCGUGACUUCCGCAAUGUCAUCCGGUACUUCCUCGUGGAGUUCUUCCGGGCGUGUCAGAAGAGCAAGAGCAAGACACGUGCUCCUUUGCGCUUGCUGAGCAAUGCGCUGCCAGAUGCAACACAACGUGAUGCAUCGAAGAUGCAAGAGAUGGAAGCGAGCCGAGAGUUCAUCACCCGGCGUUUGACACGUAGGAUGCUGAAGACCGUGGGCGGGAUUCAAGAACGGCAUCGCGAGGCGAUGAUGGACGAGGAGACGCUCGCGUCUUGGGAAUUUCCCCUGCUGCCUGGCUCAUACCUUCAUUUGACGAACCCGAUCUUGGAGUUCGUCAAGUUCUGCUGCGCGGUGUUUGCGCUGGCAAAGGACUACCAGAUCGAGGUCGGCCUGUUGAAGCGCAACCUUCUCGAGCUCGUUGGCGUGCGCGAAUUUGCAAGCGAGGCCAUCUUCCAUAACCCGUGCGAACCACUCCGGCUGUCCAACGUUCCGUGCAGGCACUGCGACGCCCUGCGGGACUUUGACUUCUGCCGCGAUCCGGAACUGAUGCCGAACAACUUAGAGAUCAACGCGAGGUGGCUGUGCGUGCACUGCGGCGGCGAGUACGAUCGCACAAUGAUCGAGUUCGCACUGAUGGACAUGGUAUUUGAACUCGAGCGGCGAUUCGUACAGCAGGAUCUUCGGUGCGGGAAGUGCAAGAGGUUACAGUCGGACAACGUGUCGAAGCACUGUCAGUGCUCCGGAAGCUACCAGCUGAGCAUUAGCAAGGUGGAUGUGCGGCGAAAGCUGCGCACGAUUGUGAACGUUGCGAUCUCACAUAAUUUGAGUCGUCUACGAGAAUGCGCUCAAACCAUGCUGAAUGCUUGGUGACCAAGGCAUCUUGUCCAAGUCCAUUUCUUUUACCUGCUGCUGCUAUCGUUGUACUGUCGUUGAUAUUGUCUCAUAUCCGGAUCAUUAUUAUCUAUUCUUCAUUGUGUCCCGCGAUAAAGCGGAAUUCAAUAUGUCAAGAGUGGUUUCUGC